AAGGAAGUUAGUUGCGAUGAGAUUUUAAGCUGAGAAAGUCGUAAAAACAGAUUCUUGAUUUUUUGAGGUUAACAAAGUUUGAAUUUUAAAAAUAAAAAGUAAAAUUAAUUGUCAAUAAGCCAUGCGAACGCUGGUCGUGUUAUCUAUGCUGCUGUGUGCAGUCAGUGCAUUUAGACUUAAUGAGAUUAGACCGCUUGGUAGACUUAAUGCAUCACCUAGGAGUGAUUGUUUAGGAGUCCCAAACGGAGCACAACUGCCACACCCUGUUAACUGCAAUCAAUUCAUUCUUUGUGAGAACAAUAUCGGAUUGACACUCACUUGCAGAUCAAGUCAUCCACAUUUUGACAGAUGCAGUGGACGAUGUGUUGAUGAUAUUUUGGUUUGCAUGAUUACCGAUUGCAAUGGAGCUCCAAAUCCACCUCCAACUCCAACUGACCCACCAAUUGACCCUCCAGUCACACAACCACCAACAACUCCAGAAAUACCGACAGUAUCAACAGAAGGGGUAACAAUAGAGCCAGAACCAACGACAACAACGCGUUUUGUUGUUCCAACUGUGCCUUAAUAAAUUCUUGAAAAACUUAUUUUUAAUAAAU
Molecule: messenger RNA, 596 nt
Organism: Chironomus riparius
Lineage: Eukaryota; Metazoa; Arthropoda; Insecta; Diptera; Chironomidae
Source: the annotation of a GenBank genome assembly